AUGACGGCGCCGGGACUGGCCGGACUUCCUCGACGAAGAGGGGGUAAGCCAAUUAUUGCCGCCGUCAACGGAUUUUGCCUCGGAGGCGGGUUUGAGAUGGUGGUCAAUUGCGAUCUCGUCGUGGCAAGUGAGCGGGCGAGCUUCGGUCUGCCUGAAGUGCAGCGCGGAAUUGCCGCCGUCGCGGGCUCGUUGCCUCGGUUGGUUCGAGCGGUUGGAAAGCAGCACGCCGCGGAGAUGGCUUUGAGUGGACUCACUUUCUCUGCCUCUCAACUGGAACGCUGGGGCUUGGUGAGUCGCGUGGUGGCAAACGCUCAGCUGCUGGAGACGGCGGUGGAGAUGGCAAGUUCCAUCGCCAACAACAGCCCGGACAGCAUCCGAGUCACAAUGGAAGGGCUUCACUACGGAUGGGAGAUCGCCAGCGUCGAGGAAGCCAGUACCAAGCUGGUAGAUCGGUGGUAUCCCAAGCUCAUUGCCGGAGAAAACUUUCACGAGGGUGUCCGGGCAUUUGUGGAGAAAAGGAAGCCACAGUGGAGGCCAUGUAAAUUGUGA
Molecule: messenger RNA, 549 nt
Organism: Aspergillus melleus
Lineage: Eukaryota; Fungi; Ascomycota; Eurotiomycetes; Eurotiales; Aspergillaceae
Gene: sidH
Product: enoyl-CoA hydratase/isomerase family protein
Exons: 1
Coding region: 1-549 (182 amino acids)
Biological process (GO): fatty acid beta-oxidation
Cellular component (GO): mitochondrion
Molecular function (GO): enoyl-CoA hydratase activity
Source: RefSeq, a predicted model, not a curated record